UUGUCUUUAACAACUGAAUGAAUUGCUUUUUUUGAAUUUGCACUUUGUUUUCUGCAAUCGGUGACUUGAUUUUAAGGUGGCAUGGAGAAGUUGUUCAGUUGUUAAAAACAAAAAGCUAAAUAAUUACCUUUUUAACAUGUUUUUCCAUUUAAUGAUGACACAAUAAACAGGAAAUUACAUAUAACAGUGUAUUGUAAUGUGUACUUUAUUGAUUGAUUUGUUUUAAUGUAGACAUUUUAAAUCUUCCAUACCCUUGAGCCAUGCUGCUACAGUGGUUAAAACAACAGGAUUCUUCCACUUCUGUAAACUUUUUGCAAUCUGAAUCCUGACAGACUAUCUCAACACACAAACAAUCCUAAAAGUAUAAUAAACUUACAUUUGCACUCUCACAGUCCACAGAUGUGUUUGUGUGUGUUCAUUAACACUCCUCAGUGGUAUGUAGGGAAAUUCUUACACAGGCACUCACAUGUAGUCAAAACUUCCUUAGAUUGCCAGAGGUCAGCUUUAUUUGGUUAAUAAUUAUUUUUCUGGGAACACCUUUUAAAAAGGAUCAGACCACAGCAGACUUUCCCCUUACACACAGCAGCUGCCAUGAAGCUGGGGCAGCUUCUCUCCUUCUGUGUCCUGCUGGUACUUUUUGUGACACGGUGCACAAAUGGAGGGAACAUUUUGGUGUGGUACACUGAAGGCAGCCACUGGAUUAACAUGAAGCCAGUGCUGGAGACGCUGAUCGACAGGGGACACCAGGUGACCGUCCUGGUGCCAAGCACGUCUAUGUACAUGAACACCAGUGAGCCUUCCCGCUUCCGCUAUGAACCCUUUAACGUCUCAGUCUCAAUGGAGGCCAUGGAGGAGUUCCUUAAAGAGUACCAUAAUUUCUCCAUGUAUGAGAUGGAUUAUAUGAGCUACUUGCAGAUUUACCUCAGAUCCAUGGAGCUGAUGAAAGUCUACGUGCAGUAUUCUUUGCAGUAUCUGGAUGGCGUGCUGAAAUCAGACGUCAUCAUGAAGAAGCUGAAGGAGGGAAACUGCGACCUUCUCCUGGCCGACCCAAUCUACCAAGGGAGUGACUUGGUAGCAGAGAUUUUGGGGAUCCCCCUGGUCUUCUCCAUGCGUUUCUCCCUCGCCAAUAACUGGGAGAGGCAGUGCGGUCAGCUACCUGCUCCACCUUCAUUUAUCCCUGGCGCUAUGAGCAAACUGACCGACAAGAUGGACUUUGCCGAGAGAGUGUGGAACUUUCUCUUCUACGCCUUACAAGACAUACUGAUGACUAAAGUUUUUUGGCAAGAAGUAGAUAAAUAUUACACAGAGGUCAAGGGCAGCCACUGGAUUAACAUGAAGCCAGUGCUGGAGACGCUGAUCGACAGGGGACACCAGGUGACCGUUCUGGUCCCAAGCACGUCUAUAUACAUGAACACCAGUGAGCCUUCCCGCUUCCGCUAUGAACCCUUUAACGUCUCAGUCUCAAUGGAGGCCAUGGAGGAGUUCCUUAAAGAGUACCUUAAUUUCUCCAUGUAUGAGAUGGAUUAUAUGAGCUACUUGCAGAUUUACCUCAGAUUCAUGGAGCUGAUGAAAGUCGACGUGCAGUAUUCUUUGCAGUAUCUGGAUGGCGUGCUGAAAUCAGACGUCAUCAUGAAGAAGCUGAAGGAGGGAAACUACGACCUUCUCCUGGCCGACCCAAUCUACCAAGGGAGUGACUUGGUAGCAGAGAUUUUGGGGAUCCCCCUGGUCUUCUCCCUGCGUUUCUCCCUCGCCAAUAACUGGGAGAGGCAGUGCGGUCAGCUACCUGCUCCACCUUCAUUUGUCCCUGGCGCUAUGAGCAAACUGACCGACAAGAUGGACUUCGCUGAGAGAGUGUGGAACUUUCUCUUCUACGCCUUACAAGACAUACUGAUGACUAAAGUUAUUUGGCAAGAAGUAGAUAAAUAUUACACAGAGGUCAAGGGGACGCCCACAAACGCCUGUGAGAUGAUGGGUAGAGCAGAUAUCUGGUUGAUUCGAACCUACUGGGAUUUUGAAUUUCCUCGUCCUUUCCUCCCUAACUUUAAAUUUGUUGGUGGGAUCCACUGCAGACCAGCUAAACCCUUACCAGAGGAUAUGGAAGAGUUUGUGCAGAGUUCUGGAGAUGAUGGUAUUGUGGUCUUCACUUUGGGGUCCAUGAUCAAGAACAUCACCUCUGAGAAGGGAAACAUGAUCGCCUCGGCCCUUGCUCAGCUCCCACAAAAGGUGCUGUGGAGAUAUGGUGGAGAAAAACCAGAGACUUUGGGUGCCAACACCAGAGUAUAUGACUGGAUCCCUCAGAAUGACCUGCUGGGUCACCCAAAGACCAGAGCGUUCAUCACUCAUGGUGGCACAAAUGGGAUUUAUGAGGCCAUCUACCAUGGUGUUCCUAUGGUGGGAAUCCCCUUGUUCGCUGACCAGCCAGACAACCUGGUGCAUAUGAAGGCUAAAGGCGCUGCAAUUACUAUGGACCUGAACUUUAUGAAGAGUGAAGAUCUUAGAGAUGCAAUCAACACUGUCAUCAACGAUAAAUCGUACAAGGAAAAUGCCAUGCGGCUGUCCAGCAUCCACCAUGACAGGCCGAUGAGUCCUCUGGACGAGGCGGUAUUCUGGGUCGAGUUCACCAUGAGAAACAAAGGUGCCAAGCACUUGAGAGUCCAGGCACACGAGCUCACCUGGUACCAGUACCACAGCCUGGAUGUCCUGGCAUUCCUCCUCGCCAUUGUUCUGCUCCUCAUAUUCCUCUUCAUCAAGACCUGCAAGUUUUGCUUCCGGAGAUGCUGUGGCAGAAAGGGAAAGACAAAGAGAAAGGCUGAGUAACGGACUGAUUUCAUAUCUUAUCAAUGUCAAUAAAAAAACUGUUGGUCCAAAGCACAUCAUGUAACCUGAUGUCCUAGAUUUGAAUAUGACCUGGGACAUCUUUGUCUCAC
Thunnus maccoyii (southern bluefin tuna) is the source of this 2927-nucleotide messenger RNA. RefSeq names its product UDP-glucuronosyltransferase 2A2-like. The coding region runs from base 592 to 2817 and encodes 741 amino acids. The record is from RefSeq and is a predicted model, not a curated record. Gene Ontology annotation, molecular function: UDP-glycosyltransferase activity. The transcript has 7 exons. Lineage: Eukaryota; Metazoa; Chordata; Actinopteri; Scombriformes; Scombridae.